This is a messenger RNA of Suricata suricatta (meerkat), 3974 nucleotides long. It is a transcript of the gene TSTD2, whose product is annotated as thiosulfate sulfurtransferase like domain containing 2. Bases 389 to 2128 code for a protein of 579 amino acids. The transcript is spliced from 11 exons. Lineage: Eukaryota; Metazoa; Chordata; Mammalia; Carnivora; Herpestidae. The record is from RefSeq and is a predicted model, not a curated record.
UUUCGCUAUAAGUCCUUCCGGGGCCACGCGGAAAGCACCGCCUCUUUAGCCAGUCGGAGGCCGCCGGCCGCAAGCCAAGCCUAGCGGCGGCCUGUCCACAAAACACCCUGGAAUCCCCGCCUUAACUUCAGACCCUCCCUGAGGCCUCGCAGAGUCUUCCCGGCGGCCCUUUCGCUAGCAGCGUCGAGGACUUCCGGGGCGAGGCCAGGUCUCCAGUGUGCCUUCCUCCGUAAACUACAGGAGGGGGGCUGGUGAAGGUUCUUGGGACGGUGCGCAGUGACGAUUCCUAGGCGGAGACGGUUCGAUGAAGAAAGAUCUAAGAAAGAACUAGGACUGGCGGGAAAUAGUUAACUAAAAGGAGUCUGCCCCACUACUGCAAUCAAACCAGAUGCCUUCUUUCACUUCACCAGACCAAGGAGAUGACCUGGAGGCCUGUGUUUUAAGAUUUUCAGACCUCGAUUUAAAAGACACAAGGCUUAUCAAUCCCUGUAGCAGUCUCAAAGCAGAGUUGGAUGUCAGUACGAAAAAGAAAUACUCAUUUGCCAAGAAAAAGGCAUUUGCCCUUUUCGUCAAAACCAAAGAAGUUCCAGCACAUCCUUUUGAAUGUAAAGAAAAAUGGUGGAAAUGUUGUCAACAGCUGUUCAGGGAGCGGACUGGCAUCCAUAGACAUGUGGCGACACAACAUGCUGAUGAGCUCUGCCACCAGACUGCUUCUGUGUUAAAGGAGCUGGCUGCGACACUGAACACCUCAAAGAGCCUGAAGUCCGAAGACAAUGGGACCCCUCUAAAAGAGUACUUGCCCUGUAACCGGGAAGUGUCUGCUUGGCUCCCUGAUAUAAGCUGCUUUAGCCCUGAUGAGCUAAUAAGGGGCCCGGGCAGUGAGGAAGGAGAGGUUCUACUCUACUACUGCUACCGAGACCUGGAGGAUCCCCCCUGGGUCUGUGCCUGGCAGACGGCUCUGUGCCAACACCUGCGCCUCACAGGCAAGGUUCGAAUUGCUACAGAAGGAAUCAAUGGGACAGUUGGUGGAAGCAAACUGGCCACCAGACUCUAUGUGGAAGCCAUGCUUUCCUGCCCAUUGUUUAAGGAUUAUAUGUGUAAGGAUGAUUUUAAGACCAGCAAAGGAGGGGCUUGCUGUUUUCCAGAAUUGCGUGUUGGUGUAUUUGAAGAAAUUGUGCCCAUGGGGAUCAGUCCCAGUAAGAUCUCCUACAAGAAGCCUGGAGUCCAUUUAUCUCCAGGUGAAUUUCAUAAAGAAGUAGAAAAGUUUUUGUCUCAGACAAAUGAAGAACAGAGUGAUACUAUCCUCCUGGACUGCAGAAACUUCUAUGAAAGCAAAAUAGGGCGAUUCCAGGGCUGUUUAGCCCCAGACAUCAGGAAAUUCAGUUAUUUCCCUAGCUACAUUGACAGAAAUCUAGAGCUUUUCAGAGAGAAGAAGGUGCUGAUGUACUGCACUGGGGGCAUCCGUUGUGAGCGGGGGUCAGCCUACCUCAAAGCCAAGGGAGUAUGCAGGGAAGUGUUCCAGCUCAAGGGCGGCAUCCACAAGUACCUGGAGGAGUUUCCUGAUGGUUUCUACAGAGGAAAGUUGUUUGUUUUUGAUGGGCGUUAUGCCUUAUCCUACAAUGGCGAUAUAGUGUCAGAAUGUUCAUACUGUGGAGCCCCAUGGGACCAGUAUAAACUCUGCUCGACUCCCCAGUGCCGCCAGCUUGUCUUGACCUGCCCUGCUUGCCAGCGACAAGGAUUCACAGCCUGCUGUGUCACGUGUCAAGACAAAGGGAGCAGGCUGGCUUCAAGUCCCGCCCAGAGCAGCUUUAAAGAGGAAUGUGAGUGUACAGCCCGACGGCCACGCAUCCCCAGCGAACUGCCACAGCAGGUGCGACUCCCCGCGAGCCCAGAGCCAAGGCCUGACGUUGGUGAGGACGGGCCGUGCUUACGCAAGUGGCACCGUCAGCAUCUCCCUAGGCCUUCACAGAGCGAGGUUCACGGUGACCGGACACUGGAGAACACCAGAGCUGCGGCGGCAGAGAAACCGGGACCGCCAGCAUCAUACACUGGCCUUAGCAGACAUAGUCCAUUGUGGACACAGUAUCAAGGCCUUUCAGCAGCCAGCAGGAAUGCCCACCAUAAAUAACUAUGCAACAGAGGUUAAGAACAGACGCCUGUAAGUCAGUCAAUGACCGAUCUCACUUUCCAUUAAUUGACUUGUUCAUAUACCUAUUUGGCAGAUGCUCAUAAAAAUGUGACAUUUUCUUUUGUUUUCUUUUUGGAAAAAAUAGUAACUAUGCCUUUACGUGAUUUGAAAUGAAUGUAACCUGUUUAACUUAUAUUUUCAACUUUUACCUUAAAAGUGCUGUGAGGUUUCCUAGGCAUGGGGUUUGGGUAGUGGUGCUGGUUGGCACCUUUGGGGGCUGGGACUAGAGCCAGACCUGACGGUUCUGAGAGGACUCUGAGCUCAGAGGAGGGUAUUCAAAGAGGAAGAGACUCACGGUGAGCCUGUGGCCCAUCACAUUUCCUUUGACUCAGCCAAACAAGGUGCCCAGGGUGCACUUGGGCUCCUGCCCUGUGCUGCACUGACCCCCCGGGAGGAGAAGAGUGCUCAGCCUCAGCUCCUGCAGAUACGGCCCCCACAGCCUUGGGGAGGCAGCAGGCCAGGCACCAAUACAGAAAACUAGGAAAUGUAACCAAGGUGGUAGUCACGAGUCAGGCUCAAGAAGAGGGCUCCCUCGGAGAAGGUAUCAGUGGAAUAUCCCCUGCCAUAUCGGCCCACCACUGCCCCCAGCCCCCAGGACGGGUGGGAGAGUGAUGGGCAGGUGGGUGCUUAGCACAUUUCCACUUACCAAGGUCGUUGUUGUUCAUCAUUGCGUUGGACGCCCGCAGCCGGGGCCCCUGCUGGGUAAAGUGGUAGCCGAAUUUGAGAAGCGUUGCAUUUUUUUCCAACAUGUUUACUAUCUCCAUCUCCACUUUGUUGCCCAGAGGUUGGCUCUUCGAUCAAGAAAAGAACAGUAGUCACUACUCACUCCAUUUGUGCAGGAAUCUUUUCUACAAGCAGAAACCCUGAGUGGUGGGCGGGGAUUUUAACCACCCCGCCCCCAGCCCCCAAGAACAGGGAAUUGGAAGUUUGGAGAAGGUGAAGGGGCACACAGCCAGGAGUGAAUGAGCUGGGAUUCAAACCCAGGCCUGCUGGAUGCCAAGAACAGAUCUUUCCGUUGCCCCCCAGCAGCCUUCCUAGAAAAUUCGAGCAGGAAGGAUCUUCAACGAGUCUCAAGGAGAUUAAAAAUUCCACUGCCCAUCCUAUACCCCAUAUUAAUUAAAUUCAACUCGCCAGGAAUGAGACUCAGGUGUCUGUGGUUUUUAAAACUCCCAGGUGAUAUUGAUAUACAGCCAGGUUUGGUAACCAGUCACUUAGAUGAAUCCCUUCAAUUUACAAAGGAAGGAAACAGAGACCCAGAGAAGGGAAAAGAUUUACCUAAGGUCACACAGUAAGCUGUGAAUGCCCAGAGUUCAUUUUCCUGAAGCCUCCCUCCGAUCAUGUUAGUUCUCUACCCCAAGGUUGCUAGUGACAAAGUUUGAAAGAAAACAAAAGAAAAGGAAAAACCUUACAACAGUCUUGGGAUAUAAUGAGGAAGGGCAGUCUUGCUUAUAAUGGUGGGGGGAAAGGGAAGCACAUUCAUGGAGAGAGAGCUGUUCAAAUAAAUGACAGUUGAGUUUUACAAGAGAACAUGACAGAUGUCAGAUGAUGAUGCAAAUCUUUGGUUAUAGGCCUGGAAAGAUGACCACGAAACAAUAUGGAGAAAGAAAACCUAGGUGCAAAACUCAUAUUUAAGUAAAGUUACCUGUAUUUUCCACACACAUAUAUAUGCCUAGACAAGGCCAGCCAGUGUACUGGUGGUGGAGAGAUUUGGGAGAGAUUUUGUUUUCUUUGUAUCUUAUUGUUUGAGUUUUCUGUUACCGUCUAUAAUAAAAUAAUACAAAAUAAA